UCUGCCCAGAAACCUUUGAGAGGUUUGCAUUCUGGGAAGCUUACCACAGAAGAGCUCACUCAAAAUUUGUCUGCUUUCUGAAGUCCGAUUUCAUAUGUCUCAAUCCUGCGUAAGAUAACACCAUUCUGAGUUACGAUGCCUCGGUUUGAACUGAGGAACAUCUACUUGAUAUCCUCAGUUUUACUCUAGUAAAACAAACGUAGAGAGACAAAGCAGUGAGUGUAGAUACUCUUUCUUUAAAUUAUCUGAAAAAAAUUAACUUGAAGUCAGAUGAACUCAGCUGCUUCUGGUACUGUCACUAGUGUUGGGACCGAAAGACGCAAUGUUCCACUGGAGGCGACAUGGCUCCUAUGAGCUGGAGACCCUUCCAUGCUCACAGAGUGAGCUGGAGACAGAGAAGUAUACCUGGACUUCACUAAUGGAUGUCACCAAAGAUCCAUGUGGUGAAAAGCCUGUCCAGCAGGAGAAGAGUGGCAUCUUGUGCCAGCACCCCAGCUGCCCAGAACGCCCCCUUGCUGCCAAGGUGUGUCACCAUCCUCUGUGUGAAGGUUUAAGGGGUGGUAGCCCGUUGCACCUCUGCGAGUCAUGUGACUCGCGCUGUCACACUGUUCCUGAUGGAAACAUGGUCUUUGACCGACAUCCACGUUUUGACCUGCAACCACAAGGAUCCAUCCUGGCCCGCAACGUAUCCACUCGGUCCUGCCCCCCCCGCACUGGCCUCGUCUCUGACCUGGAGGAGGGGGACGAUGGGGGCUAUGACCUUGCAGAUCGCAAGAGUGGCCCUAUAAACCUAGUAAAGAAGAAAGCAAGGAGGAGACACACAGAUGAUGCCAGUAAAGAGUGCUUCACGCUGAAAUUUGAUUUAAAUGUUGACAUUGACAUGGAAAUAGUACCAGCUGUUAAAAAGAAAUCCUUAAGGGAGGUUCUGGGCACUGUGUUUGAGAGGAAAGGCAUUGAGCUCUCCUGCGUUGAUCUUUUUCUCGAUCAGUCCAACACUCCUCUCUCCCUGGGCUUUGAGGCUUACCGCUUCGGGGGACACUACCUCCGAGUGCGAGCACGGCCAGGAGAAGAGCUCCGUGUUGAGAGGGGGGUGAAGGACCCUAGGUCUCUCAGUCUGCCCAUCAUGAGGCCCUCAAGUGCACGCAGUGCCUCCACCGGUCGUGUGGAGCACGGCUCUCUGGGUCGGCGUGAGGCGUCUGAUCUGCUUGUCAGUUUGGGUCAAGCACGUCGACGGAAAAACAUGACGGAGUUCCUGGGUGACGCCAGCAUUCCCGCUACAGACUCCGUCUCCCAGCUGAGUGGCUCCUUGCCGAACUCAGCUACAGGCACGGAUCGGUGGAAGAACCGUGCCGCCAGCCGCUUCAGUGGCCUCUUCAGCUCCAGCUCGAGCAACGGCUCCGUGGGCAAGCAGGAGUGUGACCGAGUGGAGCAGUUGCAGAGUAAACUCCACUCCUACACGAUGUUCGGAUUACCCACAAUGCCUCAGCAGCUCUCAUUCCACAAAGACUCCUGGGAGGAAGAGCCCAACCUGGAGCUGGAGAACAGCUGGAAAGACCUGCUGGGAAACCCUGAGGCUUUGCCCAAACGACUGUGCCAUCAACAGGAGGCCAUUUGGGAGCUUCUGCAGACAGAGUCAGAUUACAUUAAGAAGCUACACGUCAUCACUGAUCUAUUCCUCAGUGGGUUGUUAAACCUGCAGGAGAGUGGCUUUCUAAGUGAGGUGGAGCCUGCCCGUCUAUUCGGGAACAUCCAGGAGAUUGUGCUGCUCCACACGUCACUGUGGGCUGAUGUCCUACUGCCUGCCUUGGAACGGGCCAGACACAGACGUGCCCUGCUCGACCCAGUGGACCUGCACCAGGGCUUCUGCACUUUUGGUUACAGGUUUAAACCCUAUAUCCGUUACUGUAUGGAGGAGGAGAGCUACAUGGAGUAUAUGCGCACUUUAAUGAGGGACAAUGAACUCUUCAGGAUCUAUGUGACGUGGGCAGAAACCCAUAAGCAGUGCAGCCGCCUGAAACUCACCGAUAUGCUGGUGAAGCCUCACCAGAGACUCACCAAGUACCCACUCCUGCUGAAGAGUGUGCUAAAGAAGACAGACGACCAGGCAGCACGAGAGACUAUCACCAGAAUGGUGGCGGAGGUGGAAUGCUUCAUCAACAGCGUGGACUCUCAGAUGAGGCAAAGAGAAGAGAAACAGAAACUGGCUGCCAUCGCUAGCCGCAUUGAAGCCUACGAGGCCGUAGAGGGUGCUAGUGAGGAAGUAGAAAAGAUCCUCAGGGAGUACAAUCAGUUUGACCUGACGGCUCCGGUGAUGGCCGCCUCGCCGGAGGAGACACGACAGCUCCAUCUGGAGGGAGCGCUGAAGAUGAAGGAGGGUAAAGAGAGCAGGAUGGAUGUGUACUGUCUCUUGUUCACGGAUGUGCUGUUGAUCACCAAACCAGUGAAGCGCGUGGAGAAGGUGAAAGUCAUUCGCCAGCCAUUGGUUAUUCAGAAUGUGGUCUGCAGGGAGCUGAAGGAUCCAGGCACCUUUCUCCUCAUCUACCUCAACGAGUUCCGCACCGCUGUGGCCUCCUACUGCUUCCAGGCCAACAGUGGCAUCCAGGGUCGCAGUUGGGUGGAGGCUAUCUACAACGCACAGAAUCAGCUUGAGCGGCUCCGUGCCAAAUCCCAGAGGGAUGAGAGAGAAGAGGACGAGGAGGAUGGGACAGAGAGCAGCAUGUCUACAUCUAGUUCCCCCUCCCUACAGCACAAGGAACCACUAGACAAGAGCCUUUCUCUCUCACCCAGCCAUUCAGACGGCUCCACUGAGACCCUCUCUGUGGUUGCAAUGGAUGAGCCCGAGGAGGUCAGAUCAUCCAUACCUGUGGAGACAGAACAUGUGUCUCUCAGACAUUCUCUACAUUCUUCGAGCUCAAGGGACUUGCUUUCCACCAGUGAUGGUCAAGCUCUGGAGACGCUGGGUGAUCUGCCCACCAUGGAGGUAGAUCCAGAGAGUCGCUCUCUGUCUGUGGACAGUGCCUACGGAACGCUCUCUCCAGAGUCUCUGAUCACAGAACUGGAGUUGAAGGCAGGCGUAGAACAGAAUGAAGGAGAGGAGACAGACAUAGGAGAGGAAGAGGAGGCCUUCGAGGAAGAUGACGGUGCUGAUGAUAAUGAUGACGACGAUGCAGACGAAGAGGACUCAUUGGCUUGGAAUGGCUCUCAGGUGACUGUUAAUGAGUCAAACAUUUUGGAUGAUCAUUCCAACCUCCAGAAACACCUGGUGGAGGAACCAGAGGAGGUGGAACACAUUGCGGCUGCCUCUCAGGACCUGGGGUGUCGCUCACUGACGUUGCAGCGCCGUUCACCCGUCCACCCUCGUCCGGACUUCCUGCAGCUCUUCUCCCUCAGGUCACGCUCUGAGGAUGACCUUCUCCGAAGACUCGCUUCUCUGCCCCGCACCUCUGAGACGGCCAACCGUAGCAUUAGCAAGAGUUUGUCUCAGCUCUCCAAACAGGAGCUGUCCAGCAACGAGCUCCUACAGACGGAGAUGGGGCAGCCCUACCAGGACCCCAACACUCUACCAGGCGAAGCUACGGACACUCUCAGAAGGGCAGAGACGCAGCUUGUGCACAGGGCCCUGACCUGUCCCAAGUGGGAGAGUGGGAGAACAUCGCCCCCUGGUGCUUUGGAGGGAAAUUGUGACACAGCAGCAUUGCAGCAGCUGCACCAUAGGAAGCUGACCAGGUCUCAGCUGCAAAGAUUACGCACAGCCAUGGUGCUCAACUCCACGCUCACUGCCUCGGAGGUAUAGAGUCUGACAGAACAGAAGCAAGUGCCAUUAGCUGGUCUAUUGGUGGUCUAAACAGUUGCAGUGAUGAACAUCAACACAGCAAUCUCAGUAUCUGUAAGGAGUAUCAGCAUAUUCCCAAGAGCAAAGGUUCAGGAGAAAGGAGGAGCUCAGGAGAAUACACUCAGACACCCCAUCACUGGAAGCCCAGGGACUGUAACACAUGCAUGAAGAUAAUGUAACACAUGCCUUCGGAAUAUGCAAGA
Molecule: messenger RNA, 4035 nt
Organism: Electrophorus electricus (electric eel)
Lineage: Eukaryota; Metazoa; Chordata; Actinopteri; Gymnotiformes; Gymnotidae
Source: RefSeq, a predicted model, not a curated record